AUGGCUGAUAUUGGUAAACAAGAAGGUGUUGUUAAACCGCUUCCCGCGCCACAACGCGCAAGAACCAUAAAUAUUGCCGAAUUUCAACAAUAUUAUCGUAAUUUUCAAGAGGGUAAUUUCCAUCAGUAUCUUGAGAAUAUUUUUUCAAAUUGUCGCUUAUCAUUUACUGCUAACCACGUUCUCGUGAUUUGAGGCGUACAGUUAUUAUAUCAUGAUCAAGCACAUUUACGAAACUUUAAAAAAUGUACUUUAUCAAGCAUCGUAAACCAAUAAGGUUAAAUAUUCUGCGGUAACUGAAAUUUUUGGUAAUUCUGGCGCAAAAGAGAGAUAUUUCUGAUAUCAAAAAGACCAAAAUAAUUCAAAAUAUCCAAAAUGAAUCAAAAACAAACCGAUUCUCACCGAAAAUUAACCCCAACUAAACUAUAAUUUUUUUUUU
Rhizophagus irregularis DAOM 181602=DAOM 197198 is the source of this 436-nucleotide messenger RNA. NCBI's taxonomy places the organism in Eukaryota, Fungi, Glomeromycota, Glomeromycetes, Glomerales, Glomeraceae. The record is from RefSeq and is a predicted model, not a curated record.